Messenger RNA from Rhizoctonia solani, 624 nucleotides. Its product is annotated as TATA-box-binding protein. The transcript has 5 exons. Gene Ontology annotation, biological process: DNA-templated transcription initiation. Gene Ontology annotation, molecular function: DNA binding; RNA polymerase II general transcription initiation factor activity. Lineage: Eukaryota; Fungi; Basidiomycota; Agaricomycetes; Cantharellales; Ceratobasidiaceae. Bases 1 to 624 code for a protein of 207 amino acids. The record is from RefSeq and is a predicted model, not a curated record.
AUGCCUGCUGUUUCGGCGCCAACACCCGCUGAAAAGCCGGCGUUGACGCUGGAGCAGCAGCAUAUUACUGCUGUCGAUGGGAUCGUUCCUACGCUGCAGAACAUCGUUGCCACAGUCAACCUCGACUGUCGUCUUGAUCUUAAAACUAUAGCUUUGCAUGCUCGUAACGCCGAAUACAACCCAAGGUAUGUUCGUUUUGCCGCUGUGAUUAUGCGUAUUCGUGAUCCUAAGACGACUGCACUUAUUUUUGCUUCUGGCAAAAUGGUUGUAACUGGUGCCAAGUCUGAGGACGACUCCCGAUUGGCUUCGCGCAAGUACGCGCGUAUUGUUCAGAAACUUGGUUUCGACGCCAAAUUUUCCGAGUUCAAGAUACAAAACAUCGUCGGCAGUUGCGAUGUUAAAUUCCCUAUCCGUCUGGAAGGCCUCGCCUACAGCCACGGACAGUUCAGUUCUUAUGAGCCUGAGUUGUUCCCUGGAUUAAUCUACCGUAUGCUCAAGCCGAAGGUUGUACUGCUCAUCUUCGUCUCAGGCAAGAUCGUCUUAACUGGUGCCAAGGUUCGCGAGGAAAUUUAUACGGCUUUCAACACUAUCUAUACCGUGCUUUGCGAGUUCCGCAAGCCUUAA